Molecule: messenger RNA, 248 nt
Organism: Anopheles maculipalpis
Lineage: Eukaryota; Metazoa; Arthropoda; Insecta; Diptera; Culicidae
Gene: ubl
Product: ubiquitin-like protein 5
Exons: 1
Coding region: 27-248 (73 amino acids)
Biological process (GO): protein modification process; mRNA splicing, via spliceosome
Cellular component (GO): cytoplasm; nucleus
Molecular function (GO): protein binding; protein tag activity
Source: RefSeq, a predicted model, not a curated record
CAGCGCCCUAUUUUGUUUUGGCCGCGAUGCUGGAAAUUACGUGCAACGAUCGGUUGGGCAAGAAGGUGCGCGUAAAGUGCAACCCAGACGAUACGAUUGGCGACCUGAAAAAGUUGAUCGCCGCCCAGACCGGAACGCGCUACGACAAAAUAGUGCUGAAAAAGUGGUACACAAUCUAUAAGGACAAUAUCAAGUUGGCGGACUACGAAAUACACGACGGCAUGAACAUCGAGCUGUACUAUCAGUAG